Molecule: messenger RNA, 4393 nt
Organism: Venturia canescens
Lineage: Eukaryota; Metazoa; Arthropoda; Insecta; Hymenoptera; Ichneumonidae
Product: protein zyg-11 homolog B-like
Exons: 10
Coding region: 857-3235 (792 amino acids)
Cellular component (GO): Cul2-RING ubiquitin ligase complex
Source: RefSeq, a predicted model, not a curated record
CAAUCUCUGAUCACGGAGGACAGUUAGCGAUUGGGUAUCACGGACCCACGGAUAUCUGCGUGAAACGAUUAAUAAAAUACUUGCCCUAAUCUGUCAACUGUUUUUUUACGACAAUAACUAACUAAAUCACGGUAUACUAUUUUUUUCCUAAAUCCGUCGGUCGAUCCAAAGCUUCCGCUCUGAUUCACUCCGAAAAUACGUGAUAAUUCGAAGAAAAUAAAAAUGAAUAUAAACAGCCCAAAAAAUGGUAUGUUCUGGCGUGUACUAAUUAAAUUUUUACAUUACUUUUAAACCCCGUUUGAUCUGGAAUUAUUCUUUCUAGUUCAGUUUCCGAUUAUUUUAAUGUAUUCCUCGUGCUUCGUAUUUUUUAAAAUAUUAUUUUAUUCGCGAGUAUAUAAAUGAGAGGAGGGAGGAUUUUUCUGGUGUUCGUAGACAACAUCUAGGGUUCGAUCGAAAUUAUACAUACAUGUUUUGGCAGGUAGACCAUAUUCGUGUAAAAUGCGCAAUUAGAAAUACCCGCGUUUCUUUGAAUUAGCACAAUAUUUGUUUUGGUGCUGUGCAAAAUAUGGAGUGAAGUGGUGUUGUUUUUCAAUUCUCAAGUCGUCUCUUGUACCGACUUGUCGCGAGGAGAAAAAUGUAUGGACGUAAAGCCGUUUUGACAGCUGGUCACGAAUCAUCAUGGUGCCUAUUUGGGAGAAUGUUCUGCACCAACUCAGACUAAUGUUGCUGCGAAUAUCAUGCAACAAUAUAGAAAAUUGAGGCUCUGAAGCCCAGCUGAAAAUAAAAAACGAUACAACAGAACGACACAGCGAUUCUGUUAUUCGAGUAAACGUGAACUAAAGAAGCUCACUUCAAGAUGUUUGAAUCACCAAAAAGCUUGCAGGAAGCCUGCGUAGUUUUUAUUUGCGACAAUGUUCUUGCGCUGUGCGAGGUACAUCCUGGUGACAAUGGUGGAUCUUCGUCCUUAGGAGCUUCGUCCGACAAUGCCAUUAGUGUUGAAGAACGGGUGGUGUGUGAAUAUGCUAAUUCACCAGCAAGCCCAUCACGUUUACUGGGCUUCCAAAAAGACUCAUUGCUGGAUCAAGUUGCUGCAAAACUACAAGUGACAAUUAAUUCGCCAGGAGCGAAUGGACCGAGUGGUUCAGCUACUAGGCUCAGUUUCAAGGAUCCCGAUGUUUUUCUGCCUGCUCAGAUCUCCGAACAGCUUUUGGCCAGCCUCUGCGAGAAGAAGGCCCUUUCUGAUCUCACUAUAACGCUAUUCGACUCCAAAACGACACGAUUAAAACAUGUGAGGCUCAAAGAUGCCUCGAAUCUCUCGAUGAAAGGACUUCAAGUACUGAAACAACACAAAGUCGUCGAUCUCGAAGUGAACGGUCUCAAGAUUACCAUAAACGAUCUGAUAGCGUGUCUCGGAGAAUGGAGUUUGCGGAAUCUCCGAUCGCUUAACGUGGCAAAUGGCAGUUUCACCGAUUGUUCAAGACUUCGAGCUCUUCAUACACUGAACGUAUCUGGCACGGAAUUCAAUCGACAUGGUCUGGAGAUCGUCGUUGAAGAUUUACCGGAGUUGGAGAGUUUGGAUAUUUCUUGCACUCGCGUGGAUGAUAUAACACCGUUAAUGAAAUGCAAAGAUCGUUUGAAAACCUUGGCAAUGUACAAUCUCAAGAUAAGCGGCUGUGACAACUUGAAAUCUGUUCUCGUCGAGCUCAACGAGCUUCGAACUCUCGAUAUCUCCGACGAAAAAGAUUCGUACAACUUUGAAAUGUUUGCUCCAGUUAGAUCGAAGAUUACGGAUUUACUGAAAACGACCGAUUGCAUGCCACAUUUGACGAGUCUUGACAUUUCAGGCAAAGACGACAUAGAUGCACCAGAUUUGAAAAAAUUCAUAAAAGCUCAUCCCCACCUGGAGUUUCUCGGUCUGGUGCAUUCCGACGCAUGUUACGAUGACAGUCUCGUCAAUUCAGCGAAUAAAGAUUACAAGCCUGAUUUAGUGGUGAGCGGGCUAGCAUCGGACAGUCAAAUUCUCGAGGCGCUCAGAAGAUACUCUUGCCGUCCGGUUUACGUGCAAAAGUGCCUGUACAAUUUAUUCCGUCUAACCCCACACUUCAGCGAAGCGAGAGUUGACGUUAUCAAACUUGUGUUACCGGGUAUGAGAGCACAUCCUCAGGAAUUCCGAGUCCAAAUGGCCGCCACCGCUUGUCUCUACAACCUCACGAAAGGCGAACUUGCCUCGAAGAUUCAUCCAUCGGUUCUCAAACAAAUCGUUGAUCUGACUCUCACCGCUAUGGAAUCUUAUCCGAACCAUUAUCAGCUACAAAAGAAUACUCUGCUAACGUUGUGUAGUGACCGAAUAUUACAGGACGUUACUUUCGAUAAAUAUAGAUGCGCAAAAUUAGUGAUGAACUGUCUAUCAGCGUUUGACGACCCAUCAAUGAACCGGAUGUCCGUGGCCAUAUGCUCGAUUCUGGCAGCAAAAAUUUCAACGGUUGAGACUUCGAUGCUUGGAGCGAAGCCGCAAUACAUGGCAAAACUGUUGUCCAUGGUACGAUCGAAGUUGCAAGCUAAAUCCGUCGACGUCACGAUGAAAUUUACCCUCAGCGCUCUUUGGAAUCUGACCGAUGAGAGCGCAACGACCUGCAAGGUUUUCCUUGAAGAAGGAGGGAUGGAACUUUUCCUUGAGGUACUUGAGAGCUUUCGUGGGGAAUCGAGCAUCGAGACUAAAGUACUCGGAUUGCUCAACAACAUCGCUGAGGUUGGUCAAUUGAGGCAACGAUUAAUGCAGCCUGGUUUCAUAACGAUGCUUUCGUUACUAUUGGAUUCGGAGCACAUCGACGUAUCUUACUUUGCGGCUGGGAUAGCUGCUCAUCUUUUGAGCGAUGGACCGCGUGCCUGGACCAUUGGGCCUGCCGUGACGAGAGCCCAGCUUCUCGAACAAUUGGCAAAAGCCGCGUCCAACUGGCAAACGCCUAACGGUGAAAUGGUCGCGUAUCGAAGUUUUCAACCGUUUUUCCCAUUGUUAAGAUGUACCGAGGCUUAUCCAGUUCAGCUGUGGGCGGUUUGGGCAAUUCAUCAUGUUUGCACGAAAAAUCCGAAACGCUAUUGUGGAAUGCUGGCCAAAGAAGGUGGCACCAAGAUCCUAAAGGCUUUGUUGGACGACGAAAGCGAAGAAGGAACGCAUCCGGAUGUACGACAGCUUUGCCGAUCGAUUCUUGAAACUCUUGAACUACAUCCGUGCUAGCAGAAUGAGCCCGCUUAAACGUUAAAUUGUGAGAUAUAUAUACAUAUUCGUAUAUAUAUAAAUAUAUAUAUAUACAUUUUGCGUUCAUAUACACACGCACAUGCAUAUGUGACUGUGUAAAUGGCACCAGUUGAUUCGUACGAAGAAAGCGACAACGACCGAUCAAAAAUAAUGAGAAAGCCCAAGUACCGAAUCUCAAAACAAGAUUUGGAUUUUCGGUGCAACUAGUCAAUUGUACGUCCCGUUUCGCCCUUCCGCUUCCUCAUCCAGUAAACAAGACAACACGAAAACUAUUCAUUCGAUAGAACGAUGAUUCAACUCCUUCGCUAGCAAGCCUGUAUGACGGGCACACUAAAAAAUUGUUUAAUAUCAAAAAAAAAAUAUUGAAAACCGAUAGUAUUCGAGGUUUUUUGAAUUUCAUGAUUUUUUUUGUCCCCCAGAAAUGAUUUAAUCACUUUUUAAGCGUUCAUCAAUGAAGGAGUUGAUAGCUAUCAUGAUUAUUCGAAAUAAUGAUGCUGUCGAGAGUGAUGAAUGGAUGAAUAAAUUAGCCAAGCAGAAAAUACGAAGUGAUUUCAAAGUUUCUUCUCACUUGUACAGAUCAGCGAUUUGUAUAGAUUUUGUUUUCCCUUCAAGAAAAACGAACCUGCUGCAUGCACUCGUUUGAAAUUCACUCGUCACUGAGAACAAUCAGUUUUCAUUGUUUUAUUUUAUAGAAAUAUAGAUUUGAUAUCCCGUAGAAAAUUUUUAAUAAGUAUGUAUCAUUACUUUUUCAUCGAAUCAUGGUUCGGAAGUCGUCGGGUGUUCUUUAUUGUUUUUAGACUGUUGAUCAAUCCUUGUACCCUUCACCCACAUUCUCCCUUGGAGUUAGUAUGUUGCGCAGUAAUUCCGUUGAAUACAGAUCACAUCUGAGUACGAAUAUUCAUAACGUAGUCGAAUGCAUUGAAGGUAAAGAAACGAAAGCAGAUUAACUAUCCAUUGUAUAGCGCGCGAGGUUGACCUCUUUCGCUCGAGUUAUAUAAAUGAUACACAUGUACAUCACGAUAUUCGGGCUCAUGAUAAUUCAGUUGAAUUUCGCCAUGGAAAGUGUUCGCCACGAGGCAUACGAAUAGCAAAAUAGCAAAGAAUGGAAAAUUGUUAUAAUAAAAAGUAAUGAAAAUA